This is a messenger RNA of Penicillium olsonii, 876 nucleotides long. The record is from the annotation of a GenBank genome assembly. NCBI's taxonomy places the organism in Eukaryota, Fungi, Ascomycota, Eurotiomycetes, Eurotiales, Aspergillaceae.
AUGUCUGCGACAGAAGCAAUUAACCACGGCGAGCUGGAGAAGGACAUCGGCACCGUCCCUCAGAACGGCGGCGGCGGUGCCCCCAUGCAGCCCCAGAUGUCCGCCGAAGAGCACCAGGUGGCCCGCGCCGCCGCCCGCUUCGGGUACGGACCUCUCGCCCACGUCAACGACGCCGAGGCAUCUCUCCCCGCCUUCGGGGGCGAGUUCCAGCCCGGUCUGUACAAGCCCGUCGAGGGCCGCAAGUUCGGUAACCCUGCUCCUCUGGGCCUGUGCGCUUUCGCCCUCACCACUUUCGUGCUGAGCGCCAUCAACAUGGGCACCAAGGAUAUCGCGGAACCGAACAUUGUCAUCGCCCUUGCCUUCGGGUAUGGCGGUCUCGUCCAGCUGCUUGCCGGCAUGUGGGAAAUGGCUGUCGGUAACACUUUCGGUGCUACUGCUUUGUCUUCGUACGGUGGCUUCUGGCUCUCUUUCGCCAUUGUCUUGACUCCCGGUGGAUUCGAGAUUGAAAAGACACUACUGGCAGACAGCCCAGCCAAGUUCUACAACUCAAUGGGUCUGUUCUUGAUGGGCUGGUUCAUCUUCACCACCAUCAUGCUGGUCUGCACUCUCAAAUCAACCGUCGCCUUCUUCCUCCUGUUCUUCUUCCUGGACCUCACCUUCCUGCUCCUCGGCAUCUGCUACCUGCAGCAGGUCGACGGUGCCCCCAACAGCAAGGUCCAAAAGGCAGGUGGCUUGUUCGGUCUCCUGGCCGCCUUCGCAGCCUGGUACAACGCCCUGGCCGGUAUCGCCGACACAAGCAACAGCUUCUUCAUCAUCCCCGUCGCUCACUUCCCGUGGUCCGCCACCGGCAAGAGCCGCCGUGGCAAGACCGACUAA